Molecule: messenger RNA, 1996 nt
Organism: Sodiomyces alkalinus F11
Lineage: Eukaryota; Fungi; Ascomycota; Sordariomycetes; Glomerellales; Plectosphaerellaceae
Product: spermine/spermidine synthase family protein
Exons: 3
Coding region: 144-1892 (582 amino acids)
Biological process (GO): polyamine biosynthetic process
Source: RefSeq, a predicted model, not a curated record
GACUGACUUCAGCCCAUUGUCGUCGUAGACGUUUGUACAUAAAAUUUUGUUACUCGAUUCUUCGUUUUUUCUCAUUACCUCGAGUCUACCUUACCCAGGCCGAUGUGCUAGUGACAACCGAAGACAACCUAACCAGUACCACAAUGCCCCCUAAAAAGAAGAGCACCAAGCAGGCCUCGGCCGCACCCGAGGCGUCCUCACCUGAGCGGUUUGAGAAGGAACUCAAGGACCUCGCCGCCAAGGCCCAGGAGCAGGGCGGCUGGCGAUGGUUCCGAAAGCAGGCAUCCAUCUACAUCAGGACGGGCAUUCUGCUCACCCUCGUAGCGGCCGCCUGCAACGCGUCUUACUUGGCCCUGACGCCGGUCUACGGGGCCAUCCCGACAUCGGUGUGGCACUCGAAACUCGUCAUGGCCGCCGCCUUCGCGGGAUGGUCUGGCAAUGUGUGGCUCUCCCGCAUCCUGCCGUUCGACCCGGCCCAUCUCCUCCCCGUGUUCGCGGCGUACAUCCCGACCGUGCAGUUCUUCCUUUUCUCACUGAGCGGCACGCUGACGGCACGGUACGGACCGGCGGUCACCGAGCUCCUCACCCUGUUCCCGCUCGUCGCCCUCUCGUCCGCCACGGUGGCCAACCUCCUCGAAGGGGCCGACCUUUCCAUGCUGCCGUCGUUCCUGGCCGAUGCCGGGCCGGGAAUCGGAUCGUGGGCGCUGUUCAAGCUCGCCGAGAGCUUGACGGGCGGCUACAUGCACGUCUUCCUGGGCUGGUCGUUCCUCACGUCCCGGGUCGGGUAUGAGAUCCUCCUCAGCCUUGCCUACACGCUGUUCGCGUCGUCCAACAUCGCCGCCCUGGCCAUUCCGGCCAUGUACCACACCUCCAUGCUUAACUACCACGUCCCGACGCCGGCGGCGACUGCCAAGCUCAACAGCACGCUGCAGGCCGAGGACUGGCUUUUGCUGGAUCGCAGGGAAUCCACGACGGGGUACAUCUCCGUCAUGGAGAGCCUCAAGGAGGGCUACCGCGUUUUGCGGUGCGACCACUCGCUGCUUGGAGGGGAGUGGACGAAAAUCCGGCCCACGGACUCUCGGGUAUCCGAACCCAUCUAUGGCGUCUUCGUCAUGCUGGAGGCCGUGAGGCUCGUCCAGAUUCCCGAGCCUGUCCCCGAUUCCGAGGCCAAGGCACUUGUCGUCGGAUUGGGUAUUGGCACGACACCAAGCGGAUUGGUGGCGCACGGCAUCGACACAACUGUGGUCGAGAUUGAUCCUGUGGUUCACGAAUUUGCCUCCAAGCACUUCACCUUCCCCGCCAACCACACUGCUGUCAUCGAUGAUGCGGUGAGCUACACAGCUUCUCUUGCGGAGACGGAUGCCAAGUUCGACUACAUCGUCCACGAUGUCUUCACGGGGGGUGCGGAGCCUGUUGACCUCUUCACGCUCGAGUUUUUGCAAGGUCUCAACACUCUCCUCAAGCCGGACGGUGUCAUUGCUAUUAAUUAUGCUGGCGAUUUCAUGCACCCGGCGCCCAAGAUCGUUGUCAACACGAUCAAGGAGGUGUUCCCCACCUGCCGUAUCUUCCGUGAGUCCCCCGAGCCAGAUGCGGAGACGCUGGCCAAAGAGGGCCAGGACUUCACCAAUAUGGUUAUUUUCUGCAAGAAGACGGCCGGCGACAUCACGUUUAGGGAUCCCAUUCCGGCAGAUUUCCUUGGCAGCCGGUCUCGACAGGCCUACCUCAUGCCCAGACACGAAGUGCGCGAAUCCAGCUUCAAGUCGAGUGAGGAUGGUGGUAUCAUGAGGAAGAAUGAGACGCAGAAGCUGGCCAAAUGGCACCAGACGAGUGCCCUGGGACAUUGGGAUGUGAUGCGUAUUGUUAUACCCGGAAAGAUCUGGGAGCUGUGGUGAGAAACUGUUUUCUCUCUUUCCUCUCCUUUUCUUUUCCUUGUCUUUUUUUUCUCUGUCGAAAGCUCUCUAGGCAAGGGCUUUUCGAGUCAUUACAGAGAAGGCGC